CCACCAACUACAAGCUUUUUUUUAAACCUUAAAAAGCAAGAAACUUGGAACCAACAAAAAAUGGGGGACACAGAUCGAUCUAGCAACUGAUCUCCCAGAUGAAAGCAGAGUUACUACACAGUAGAAAUGCUGAAGCAAGAGGAGGAAUCGUUGAUCCAUUACCUGAAGAAGGAACUUGAAGCAUCUCUUCUUAGGACUGAUCUGUUGGAGAAACACAAUCAAGAACUGAAACAAGAGGUCAUUCAUCUGAAGUCACAGAUCACAGCCCUCAAAGCUCACGAGAAUGAGAGGAAAUCGAUGCUUUGGAAGAAGCUGCAGAGCUUCAAUGAAGUAACCAAGAAUGAUGUCUCUCAGCAGAAGCAGCAGCAACAGCAACAACACUAUCUUAAAGCACCAGAAGAUCAGGGUAAAGAACAACAGUUGAAUUCAAGGCCUAACCCUCAAAUAUUAAGGCCUGAUUCCACUGUGUUGCCUUCAAAAGGAGCGGUUAAAGGGUCUAAGUUACUGCCGCCACCUCCUCCCCCACUGCCAUCAACAACAUUAGUCGGUUCAAAAUCUAUUCGUCGUGUGCCAGAAGUAAUUGAGUUCUAUCGUAUGAUCACCAAGAAGGAUUUGCACACUGACCCAAAGAAGAAUCAUGUCGCCACAUCACCACUAGCAUUCACACCAGACAUGAUAGGAGAAAUCGAGAAUCGUUCUACUUAUCUAUCCGCGAUAAAGUCGGAUGUAGAGAAGCAGAAGCAACUCAUAAGUUCAUUGAGCAAACAAGUGGAGUCUGCAGCUUUCAAAGAGGUAUCAGAAGUGGAGGUUUUCAUGAAAUGUCUGGAUGACCAACUGUCUUUACUCGUCGAUGAGAGGGCAGUGUUGAAGCAUUUCCCACAGUGGCCCGAACAGAAAGUUGAUGCCAUGAGAGAAGCUGCUUCCAACUACCAGAACCUGUGGAACCUAGAGUCUGAAGUUUCGGCGUAUGAGGACAAUCCGAAGGAGCCAUUGGUCAAGGCUCUAGCAAAGAUGCAAGCUUUGCAAGACAGGUUGGAGAGAAGUGUUAACGGUAUGGAGAGGAACAAAGAGAGUAUGAUGAAGAGAUACAAGAACUUCCAGAUCCCCUGGAACUGGCUGCUUAAUACUGGAUUCCUAGGACAGGUGAAAUUGAGUUCUUUGAAGAUUGCCAGAGAGUACAUGAAGAGGAUUAGUAAAGAAAUGCAGCUGAAUCAGAACUCAGACGACAACAAUCUGCUUCACCAAGGAGCUAAGCUGGCAUAUAGAGUCCAUCAGUUUGCAGGUGGAUUUGACACAGAAACCAUAACUGCAUUUCAGGAGCUUAAGAAGGCAGCCAUGAAUGGCCGUGAGCAAUGAUAGUAUGCACUGUAUUUAUUCACAGAGUUAGGUAUGUCAAAUGAAACGUUAUGUAAUGAUGAGUUAAUUACGAAGCAAAUAUGGUGAGGCAUGCAACAUGUUAUACGAAUGUACUAAACAAAAGACCAGUUUUGUUUGUUCAUCACCAUAUACAUAAUCCAUGUAAUUGCUCUAAGAAGCUACUGGCUCCUCAUCAGUUGCGUUGGUAUCGGUGUGGGAGAGGGACUAGCAGAACCUUCCUG
Linum tenue is the source of this 1598-nucleotide messenger RNA. NCBI's taxonomy places the organism in Eukaryota, Viridiplantae, Streptophyta, Magnoliopsida, Malpighiales, Linaceae. The record is from the annotation of a GenBank genome assembly.